AUGUUGAAAAGUAGAGAAAUGAAGAAUUUAGUGCAACAGGCACUUGCAGCCAAGCAGCUCACACGAGCGGCAGCUGUCCCGACGGAGCAAUCCAGUGUGAUGGCACACUGGAUUAAGUUAUCUUCGUUACGCAGACAGCAGCAUGACAAGGGUCAAGAAGGGGCAGUAAUGGACACUAGAGACAACAACGAGGACGAGGAAGACGAGGACAUUGUGGAGGAUCACAACGGAGUCCACUCGGGCUUUGACUUGGACGAUACAGCCAAAGGUCAUCAACUUUACGGUCGCACACUUAUACUAGAAGAGUCCUGUCGUCGAGCACUAGCUCAAGACUGCGAACAGCGCUCUCAGAUGGAUCUACAGUCGCUCGGUGUGUGGUUCCAGACCACGAAGCUUAAAAUCUCGACCGAUUUCGAGCGUCUCCAACCUUCGGAGCUUGAUCUGCUCUGUCGACGAAUGACGUGCGUAACUUUCCAUCCAGACGAGACGGUGUUCCGACAAGGAGACGAAGGCGACGCACUCUUCAUCGUCUUCUCCGGUACAGUUAAAGUUCGCGUGAGUCAGCGUAUCCUCGGUGAAGUCGUAGAAGUCACGGUAUGUGAGCUGAGCAAAGGCGAUUACUUCGGCGAACGCUCUCUUCUUAACAACGACGCUCGUGCUGCCACUGUAUUGGCCAAAACAGCCACCGAGCUGGUGAAAAUCACUCGAAAUGACUACAACUUGAUGCUGAAAAACGACCAACUCGAGUUCCUGUCUCGAAUGCAGAUCGCGAAUGGAAUCGGCGUCCAGCGUACGGCGCAGAAGUCACAACGCGAGUAUGUUAAAGUAUUAACGAAAAAGAAACAUGCGCGCUCCAAGGCCGACAUCGACAUGCUCAGUGAGUAUCUUCAGACGCUCAAAUUCUUCCGAAGCUUACCGAAAUCUUUCGUCCGCGAGCUCUGCGUCGUCGUGGACUUCCUCACUCUGCCGGCUGGUGCUUGUGUGUUCCGCGAGGGGGAAGUUGGAGACUUGUUUUAUAUCAUUUUUAGCGGGUCGGUGGAUGUGAAUAUCAACUCCAAGGACUUUAAGGGGAACACGCAGAUGACCAAGCUUAUCAACCUCACAGAAGGGUCUCACUUUGGAGAGCUGGCGCUCAUGAAAGGCAGAGGUGUACGCAGCGCUACUGUGAUCACUCGUGAAGAGUGUCAACUUUUGGUAAUUUGUGAAAAAGACUACAAUAUGACUCUGCGUCGCAUGCAGAAGAAAGAUAUGGCGAAGCGAGUGGGAGUUUUGGAUCAGAUACCGAUGUUCCAGACGCCUGAAUGGACUGGAGAGCUGCUCAAAGAGCUGUCGUAUGUUCUACUAGAGCAGAAAUUGUCCACGGGUAGUGUGCUCUACCGACAGGGGGAUCGCGCGUUGCACGUCUAUUUCGUAGUUCGUGGAGAACUGGUUGUCACCAAGCAAAUCACAGACCCCUUUACACAGGUCAAGCACGAGGUUUUCGUGGAACGCAUCGGUCGGUUCCGUGUGGUUGGCGACGAAGCAGCUGGUGGCGUUAAUUUCAACGAAGUGAUCCAUCGAGAGGUGACUGUGAGUGCAAGUACUCCCGUUGAGGUCCUACUGCUCUCGAAAUACGACGUUUUCCAUCGACUAUCCCGGUCAGCUCGAGAAACGCUACGCGCGGCAGCUCACUCUCACGCCGAGAGCAUCGUGUACUUGGAUCGCUUCCACAAGACGCAAAAGUGGGAAAACUACAAGCAGAAGGUGCUACGAGACCACGUUAACCACGAACGCAUCGAAAAGAUACUGCCGUCGCAGGCUCUAGUCGCAGCCAACGAGUUGUUACUGUUGACCCCCGAGACGAGGGCGACGAAGAAAGUUUUUAAUCAAGAACCGACUCUGGGCAAUUACGUGACGUCAUUCAACGCCGAGGCGCCUCCCAGUUCUGCUCGACAGCGUCAAUUGGAUGGCGCCUUGGCUGCUGAAGAGCGUCGACAAGCUGAAGUCUUGAAAGAGGGAAAUCCUCUGGCUUUGUUCGACAUUAAAGUUGUUGACAAGCAGAGCGGACCAUCUUUCAACCGCCCUUCCCCUGUCACGAGGCCUCUAAGUAGAAGUAUGAAAAUUACUCCUCAGGCUCUGAGUCACCUUCUACAAGAGAAUUUUAUCUUUUCUUGCCCGAAAAGGACCAGAUUUCAAGGACACGAUGCUCGGCGAUCCAGAAUGUUGCAGUCCAAGGCCAGCAGUCCAAAGACGCCAGCUUUUCAGAUUCUCCUGUCUGCUCGGUCUCUUAAUUCAGUUCGCGAUGCUGCUGAGAGUCUGGAGAGUGAUUCGAAAAGAACCAGCGUCAACUACUACGCUUUGCCUCUUAAUGCAUUCGCGCUCAUGCCUCGUGCCGGUCGCUCCAAAGUGGACGAGGAGAGGCUGCAGAUGCAGCAGAUUGAAGAGAUGACAAGCGCUGGCAACAGUGGGUUCGCUGUAACGAGUGUGGUGCUAUCACAACGUGAGGUCAGCAACUCGCCGUAUGCUGAGCCGUUCCUUGCCGUGCAUGCUCGUUGCACCUCUGAGGUGGAGGCUGGGGCGUAUGCGAUGAGUCUGAAGCGGUCGAACUCGCUCAAGUGUGCGAUGCUCUGUGUCUUCCCUAUCGGUAAAUGGCUUCAUCUCGAACAUGCACAUGAUUGGUGUGUGCAGGUCGAACCGAGCAAGCACGAGAAACGAACUCCCAACGUCUGUGGGUCGCCAACCAGGCGACUUGAACCUCCCAGGCCUCACUGGCAACAAGAACGAGACGAAGCGCAACGUCUCCACCAUUUCAUAUGCGCUCGAAUGGGUGCACCUCUAGCUGACAACAAGAAGAAGGAUCAGACAGAGGAAAGUGGCGGUCUCUUGCCUCAGCCACUCUUCUCUCUGGAGGAUAAGCUAGACACGCUCCAUAAUUACCUCCAGGCGUCUGCAGCAUUCACGACGAGAACAGGACACGAAGGUGUAGCCAUUGUCAAGUAUCGCCAGGUGAAGCGUUUUGGCUUCAUCAUGCGCUCACGCAUCGCUGGUGCUCUACCCCAAAGCAACACCAAUACUAGUAGUCACACCGACUCACCAUCCCCACGUCAGUCGUUUACUAAACUCAUUCCAGGAUAA
This is a messenger RNA of Phytophthora infestans T30-4, 3114 nucleotides long. RefSeq lists its product as uncharacterized. The coding region runs from base 1 to 3114 and encodes 1037 amino acids. The record is from RefSeq and is a predicted model, not a curated record. NCBI's taxonomy places the organism in Eukaryota, Oomycota, Peronosporomycetes, Peronosporales, Peronosporaceae. The transcript is spliced from 6 exons.